Thecamonas trahens ATCC 50062 is the source of this 4248-nucleotide messenger RNA. RefSeq lists its product as uncharacterized. Bases 1 to 4230 code for a protein of 1409 amino acids. Gene Ontology annotation, biological process: cellular component organization. Gene Ontology annotation, molecular function: actin binding. The record is from RefSeq and is a predicted model, not a curated record. The transcript is spliced from 2 exons. Lineage: Eukaryota; Apusomonadida; Apusomonadidae.
AUGGCAGCAGCAUGGGGAUGGCUCGAACCGCUGUAUCCGACGUGUGAGAACAUCGAGCUGAACGAGGCGAGCUUGACCUUUGGCCGGGGGAAGAAGGCCGACAUCCGGUUCAAGACCAACCGGGCGCUCUCAUCGAUGCACUGUGUGCUCGAGUACAAAGGGACACGCGACAAGCAUGUGCUCAUCCAGGAUGGCUUUGAGAUUGUUCUGGUCAAGCCAGAUGCCGACGCGCCUGACCCGUUUGCCCCUGACGCGGUCAUUGUGCCGCUGGGGUGGACGUUUCGAGCGGCAGCCUCGCCGCCGAUGGCGGCGGCGCUGCGGACCAAGCCUGCGGCAGGCACCCGGGCCGCGGCGCUCGCAGCGGAAGACGACCGCGAGUCCGAGUCGGACGGCGACGGAACGCUGACGCGCGAGUCGUCGGCCGACAUGGUGGCCACCGGCGAGUAUGAGGACCUGAAAAAGAACAUGAUGCCAACGGUGGUGCGACGGCUGGCCGAGAACAUCGUGGCACUGCCAAAGGCGGCAGCGGUGUCGGGCAAGGAGCUCGGGGCCGCACAUCUGCGGGCGCGGUCGUCGCUCGUCGAAAUCACCAAGCUCACGUCGCGGCUCCUGGCUGAGGCCGACGACGAGACCCGUGCCAAGUUUGGUCCGGCCUCUGAGAGCCUCCACGAGCGACUGGAACACUCGGUCGAGCUGACCGGGCGCAUUGCCGAGACCGGCGAUGGCCCGAUCUUCUCCGAGCUCCGCGAGCAGAUUGCGCACUCGGUCAAGGCCGUCUCGGCCUGCAUCGCGCCGUACAUCAAGACGGUGAAAGACGGCGGUCAGCGACCGGUGACGAUCAAGGUCAGCGCAGAGACAGGCGCAAGCGUGAGUGUGGCUGCGGGCGCUGGCACUGGCACAGGCAAGCCGUCACCGGUCUCGUCGCCGCGGCUGCGACGCAUCUCGGUCUCGUCGGCCGACGACUCGGAGGCUGACGACGACUACGACGAAGAAUACGACGAGGAUGAGGAGUUUGGCUCGCCCGAGUCGUGGCUGGAACGCAUGCGCGGUGCGCCCGAGUCGGCGCUCAUCUACGAGCUGCAGCGUGUGCUUGACGAGUGCGACGACCUGUGGCGGGCCUCGUUCCUUGCGCUCGACGGUUUUGAGGUCCUGUGGGAUGUCAUGGCGCUCGUGGAGCAGCCGUCGCACGCCGGCGAGCCUGAGCUUGUUGACGCGGUCAUGUCUGCCGUCGCCGCGCUGGUCGACUCGGUUGACGGCCUUCAAGCAACCGCGUCGUCGUUGGCACAUGUAGCGCGGAUUGCGCGCGGGCUCACCAACGAGUCGGCCGAGUCACAGCGCAUUGCUGCCGAGCUCCUCGCUUGCAUCUGCAUUCACUCGGACAACGGGUACGCCAACGUUAUGACGGCGCUGGCAGAGAUGGGCAAGCCGCCGGGUUUGUCUGUCGCCGAGCUUUCCACAGCGCACGUCUUUCUCCCGGUCAUCCAGCAGAUCGAGAACUCGAACGAUCUAGUUUUUCUCACCUCUGCGCUUGCGCUUGUCAACGUCCUCAUCGGCGUGCCUGACGAUCUCGACGCGCGUGACGCGUGCCGCAACCACGUCAUUGAGCUUGGACUGCCGGACCGGCUCCGCUUCCUCCGCAACGCAUACAACGACUCGGAGCUGCUGGCGCAGAUUGAGGCGUUCUUUGAGCUGGGCGGACACGACCGCGAAGAAGCAAUGUACGGCGACGUGAACCUCAACGAUCCCAGACAGGUUGUCGACCUGCUCAAGGUCAACCUCCGACCGACGCCGUGCUACGAACCAUUCCGCAACAUUGUGCAGAUGUUCCUCACCAUGCCACACGAGGGCGAGUUUGCCGGCAACGUCUGGCGCGCGUUGGAACAGGUUGUCCGCGAGGCCGCGUGUGUGGUUUCGCCCGAAGAGGCCAAAGCGUUUACCAAGUCGCAGUCGAUCUCACAUGUCAUGGCGGUCAAGAUGCAGCUGGAGCGACUCGCUGCGCGCGACAAUCUCCACGGCAUUAUUGCGGCGCUCGAGGCGUCUAACACCAAGCUCAAGGAGCGUCUUGACGUGCUGCAGGGCUCCAACGCCGAGGUCUCGCAGUCGUUGCAGCGGCUGGAGGCAAACGUGGCCGCCCAGAUCAGCGCCCGCCGAAUGUCUGCAGCCUCGUUCAACGCUAUGUAUGCGCAGCAGACUGCCGCGUUGGCCAAGCGAACCGCCGCCGAGCGCGAAGCGUCCGCCGCAGCCACCACCAAGCUCCGCGCCCAGGUCUCGGUCCUCAACAAGGCUGUGGCACGGCUCGAGAAGGAUGUGAGCCUGGCGACUCGCGAGCGCGAUGCCCUUGCCCGCGAGAAGGUUGAGCUCCUUGCUCGCAUCGCCGAGGCCGGGCCGUCGUCGUCAAGUCCGGCUGGCUCGGCCAAGCCGUCUGCGCCGGCCGGGCCUACCGUUGCGGUGGCGCCGCCAGCAGCCACCCCGCCGCCACCGCCGCCGCCACCGGGUGGUGCUCCGCCACCGCCGCCGCCACCACCACCGGGUGGUGCUCCUCCUCCCCCGCCGCCACCGCCGCCAGGGGGUGCUCCGCCGCCUCCUCCUCCUCCUCCCGGUGGUGGCCCACCGCCACCGCCGCCGCCACCGGGUGGCGGGCCACCACCGCCGCCGCCGCCACCGGGUGGUGGCGGUGGCGGCCCGCCGCCGCCGCCGCCGCCGGGCGGACUUGGGCGCGGACCAGGAGCAGCGCCCGCGGGGCCCAAGGCGUCAGUGCCGAUGAAGAAGCUGCACUGGAAGCCGAUUCAGAAGCGCAAGCUGCCAAAGACCAUCUGGGAAGAGCUGGUCAAGUGGACCGGAGGCGAGGCCAAGAUCGCGAGUGGCAAGCUCGAGCGCAACAAGUUCUCGCCGUCCGAGGUAGAGGGCAUGUUUGCGGCCAAGGCUGCGCGGUCGGCGGUGGCGUCGGGCGCGUCAUCGUCGAAGCCCAAGCGAGUCUCUGUCCUCCCGCCCAAGCGCAACAACAACGUGUCGAUCAUGCUCUCGCAGUUCAAGCUGCCUGUUCCGGCCAUUGUGGAAGCGAUUCUCAAGAUCGACCUCGAAGUGCUGACCCUCGACCGCGUGGCCGGCCUCGUCAAGUACUGCAUCAUGGAAGAGGAGGUCGAGUCGCUGUCGAUGGUGCCAGCGGAGAUGGUGCCGAAACUUUCCAAUGCAGAGCAGUUUUUCUACGCCCUCAAGGACAUUCCGCACAUCCGCGAGCGCUUUGACGCCAUUUCUGCCCGGCUCAACUUUGACAUGCAGAUGGAGGAGCUUGUGGCUGGCGUGCAGGCGGUGCGGACCGCCAUUGUGGACGUCCAACUCUCCAGCGGCUUUAAGCGGCUCCUUGCGCUCAUCCUCGACCUCGGCAACUUUAUGAACGGGGUCAAGGGCUUCAAGGGCCCUACAGUUGGAUUCAACGUCGACUACCUGCUGCGGCUCAUCGACACCAAGUCGACUGACGGAAAGACGACGCUGUUGCACUACAUUGCGCAGCAAGCCGAGGACGACAUGCCGGAGCUACAUGCGUUUGCGGACGAGAUUGCGUCGGCAAAGGCGGCGAUGCGCCACCCGCUCGACAUCAUCCAGUCGCAACAGCGCGAGCUCGACAAGUCGAUAACCUCGGUUGGCAAGCUCCUCGCCAAGUCACAGGAUGACAUCGCGUUGCAGGAGGCGCUGUGCUCGUUCCACGAGGAGGCGCUCGACAAGUUUACCACCAUCUCGCAGACGGUCAAGGGCAUGUUGCUCGCGUACGAUGCUCUGGUGGAGUAUCUCGGCUUGCCGGCCAACAAGACCAAGUCGGAGGAGCUCUUUGGCAUGUUCUCCGAGUUUGUAGUCCAGUACCAGAAGGCCAUCCGCGACAACGCGCGAGCCAAGGCUGUGGCCGAGGCCAAGCGCAAGAAAGCGGAAGCCAAGGCGGCACACUCGGCAUCGGUGGCGGCCCGCAAGGCCAAGAAGGCCAAGGCCAAGGCCGAGGCGGCACUCAACGGUGGCGAUGCCAAGGCUACCCGCAAGAGCUCGCGGGCAUCGGCGAAGGCCUCGUCCAAGUCGGUCAAAUCCAAGAAGGCCAAGGCCAAGGAGGCGCGGAAGAAGAAGUCGCGCCCGAUGUCGCAGAUCUAUUCCACCAUCAAGAAGGGCGACUUCUACAAGGAGCGCGCCACCAUGCGCAAGCAAGCCACACUCCGCAAGGUUGCCACUGCCAUCUCUCGCAAGUAAAGGCUUGAAAAAAGCUCA